Molecule: messenger RNA, 3540 nt
Organism: Physcomitrium patens
Lineage: Eukaryota; Viridiplantae; Streptophyta; Bryopsida; Funariales; Funariaceae
Source: RefSeq, a predicted model, not a curated record
CACCCUUCCCCUGUUUCGUAUCUUGCACAUGCAGUUUUCCACUUUCUCCGCAUUGCUUCAUCACUUGUCAUUGACUCUGCGACUGCGUGCCUUACUGUUUCGGUCGCCCACUGCGAACUUUCUCUAGCAAACUUCCGCUGUGGGUGGAGAAUUGGGCCGAUUGCCUUCUCUUCCUCCCCCUUUUUUCUUUUAAUCUACUACUUCAUUUUUUUAAAAGGUUUUUGGAUCGAUGGAGGUUUAGAGAUGUUUGUUUGGGAGGUUGAGUGGCAUGAAUGAGCUUUUGACGUGGUGAAUUGAAACAAUUUGCACUCCAUUCUGUCUGAAUUCGUCAAUCUGUGGUUGUGCUAAGCUGCUGUAUUGCUUGUAUUGGCUGCUUGUCCCAAUUAUCUUUGGUGUGAAGAAUUUAUGCUACAUUGUGUGUGCAUGCUGUGAUUUGGUAUUUGUUUCAGUUGCUUUUGAAUCUUUCGCGUCGUUGUGGAGAUGUGAACUGGUGAUUGCAAAGGAGGGUUCACUGUGUCGAUUUCUGCGUUCGUCUUCUUUCUCCAACAGACCAGGAACAUUGUGAUAAGAUAUGGCGAAAAGCAUGUGUUGGAAGAUCUUGACGUGAGAUACAUGAGUGUGCUUUGAAUUUCACCAGACACAUCCUUUCGAUGUUGCCGGUUUUGAUCAUAUAUAUGUAGAAAUAUUCGGUUUCUUUGUGUGGGAGGGGUUUUUCUAAUGCCGACUGGAUUACUCUAGUAGGCAUACAUAGUGAUCAGCACAAUUGGUCUGCACAGAGUCACAAUUCUGAAACCGCAUAUUGUACAGAAACGAAGGAGAGAUCGGCUUCGUGUGUAGGGUUUGCUUAAUUUUGUUUCAGGCAUGAAUGAUGAUGAUGAUGAUGAUGAUGAUUCCACCCUGUUGUUGCUGAUUAGAAAUAAUUAGCAACUAUCAUCUUCAUCACCGAUUCGCAUGUCACUAGGAUCCAAUGUUGAGACAGAAGAGGAUGUAAAUGUCAAGCUUCGCAAACUGAAAAUCAUCGACCCUAACUAGAAUUUAUCGAAUGCCAUGGGCGAUCGGACACCAGUAGCGAAUUUUCCAAGGUUUAUGCGAUCGCAAAGUAUGAGCGCCCUCACCAAAUCGAGCCGGAGUUUAGGAUUGACACGGGAACCACCGUGGCUUCAUGUGAGGCGGGAGCCGUUUGAAUAUGGCACUUUGCCAAUUCCCAGCCUUAUGCAUAGUGAUGUAUUGGCCAGUUUAAUGACGCUUCGUGGAAAGUUACUUUCGCAAGCUCCCCCUUCUUUGACUUCGUGUACAUCUUCAUGGUCGCUAAGUAACACCACCAACCUCGUAUGUGCUCCAUCGACACCAUCAGUAUCUGAGAUCACAAGACGGGUAUCCAUUACAGGCAUAGCUGCAGCUUUGGAACUCACGGAGGAAUACGCGCAACUGAUUUUGGAGACAUUGGCCUCUACCUUGAACGACGAGGGGACCAUAGUGGAUCGUCUAGCCAGUUCUCUUGUGAAUGAGAUUGAGUCUGUCGGUGCCGAUAUCGACGAUCUGCUCUUGUAUCUGUACCUCCAAACCUACCGAAGAGCACCGUCCCGUCCACAUCGAGAUGCCUCUUCAGUGGCUGACGUAUGGCCUUGUACUUCUGCAAUUGAUGGGAUUCUCCCAGCUUCUACUCUUUUGAAGGUCAGAUUAGCUGGAGUCUCUCGGCGUCUGAUGCCUACCCAAGCAGAAGAGGAGGGUCAUCAGUUGAAGUAUGUGCGAAAGCACUUGCGAUCUCUCUUGACAAUUCUUUCUGAAACCAACAAAGAGGGAUUGGAGGUCAUCACACCGGAGCGGUUUGAGCGACUCGGGUUUUUCCUAAGAGCAAAAAAUGCUCGCAUGGAGUCAGUACCGUUGAGUCAGGCAGCUCCAUUAUUUGCUGGAGCGGAUCCACAUGUACCAGUGCUUCCGGUAGCGUUGACGCAAGUAUUGGAGUGGGUGCAACAUCAUCUCUGUGCUGCAUCUGAGAGCCAGUGGGAUACCAUUCUAACGAGGGAUGAGAAGUCAUUAGCCAAAGUUCGUCGAAUGUUCCCACCUGGGAAAAUACCGUCCUCGCAAGCAGAAGUCAAUAUGAUGGAUGUAAUGACUCCUUCAGUUUUAGCUACGUCUAGAGAUGUCCAGGCUCCCACUGCACCAGAUGAUGCUUUGAGCUCGUCCAAAGAUUGGCGUCCUGAGAAUUUGACCUUCAUUGAUGGCGUAAUAAGGUCCUCUGUAUCGAAAGGAGAAAAUGACAUUAAGGGCGGUUCAGUAAAGGUUUCAUAUUGCCAGGAUUCUGUGGUGUAUGUUCUUGCGCCCCUUAAAUAUGCCUCUGUGUUUGGAUGCUCGGAUUCCAUUGUUGUACUUGGGGCUGUUGGGAAGGCUGUCAGAGUGGAGCACUGUGAGAGGGUGCAGAUUAUUGUUCCAACUGCUCGUAUAUGCGUUGCAAACUGCCGAGAGAGCAUUUUUUACUUGGGUGUAAAUCUACGGCCUCUGUUCACCGGUGAUAGCCUCAACUUGCAGGUGGCUCCUUACAACACCUUUUACCCAAAGCUGGAAGCUCAUUUAGCACAAGUUGGUGUAGACGCGAGAAUUAAUAAAUGGGAUUGCGUAUUAACAUUGGGACUGGCAAAUCUACAUGAUGCAUUCAAACGUUCUGCUCAUGCUGCAACAUCCCAAAUUGUGGGUGCAUCACUUCUUCCAACUGACAAAUUUGCGAUGUUCACGAUUCCUAGCUGGAGCAUACCUGAUUCAGACUCGAUGCAUCACACCAGUGCAAACCCAUUCAUUCUACCUCAGUUAUACAUUGCAGCAGUAGAACAAAGGUCAAGAGCCGCUGAAACAUUGAAACUAAAUAUAAAAAAUGCUGCCCUGGAAGUUGACAAGGAACGCGAGCUGGUGGCUGCUAUCCAUUCCCACUUCCGGGACUGGCUUUAUGCAUCUGGCAGUAUUCGGCAGCUCUACAACUCACCGACACAAGAGUAAAGCUUUCAUUUUAUCCAGUAUGUGCUGAAUUGGACUAACUCCAGUUGCUUUCUUUCCAACUGCUGUGGCCUAAGUGUAUUGUGGUUAUUUUGGAGUGAUGAGAUAGUUAAGUUAUGAUCCAACUGGCUUUCUCAUUGAAGGUCAGAAAAUUGGAAAAGAGCAACUCAACCUCUUCACUAAAACUGGAGGGAUGGGAAGCAAUUUGCACGGCUCAUAAGCUCUUACUCUUCCUAUGUACUUCUAAAAGUUUCUGUGCAAUUAAGGCCAUAUAAUCUGAUUCUGCAGUGCAACUUAGAGCAGUACGUUUAAUCUUACACUUGAUUUCAAGUAAGCCAUGUAAUAUCAUUAUUAGAGCAAGGUUGAGUAGCUCAUGUCAAGUCAAAUUGUAGGCUAGAUUCUGGUUUUUAACCAAGUUUCUUUUUCCAAUUGCAUAGAAAAAACCAUAAAAUGUGCCUCUAUGCUUAUGCUUACUUCUUUUGAAACUUUCAUUUGUUAACACUUCCAUGUGAUUAGAUCAUCUUUCAAUAUAUUCCAUAAUUUUAAGAACUA